Messenger RNA from Armigeres subalbatus, 827 nucleotides. Its product is annotated as cuticle protein 19-like. Bases 71 to 448 code for a protein of 125 amino acids. The transcript is spliced from 2 exons. Gene Ontology annotation, cellular component: extracellular matrix. The record is from RefSeq and is a predicted model, not a curated record. Lineage: Eukaryota; Metazoa; Arthropoda; Insecta; Diptera; Culicidae.
CACAGUGUUCUACCAGUGCAGUGCAGUGCUUCACAUCCUCUCAGAAGAAUUCCAAAGCAGGAGAUCCAAAAUGUUUAAAAUCAUUGCCUUGGUUGCCUGUUUGGCCAUCGUGGUAUUUGCGGAACAUUAUGAAGAUGAGGAGGAACACAAGCUUUCUGCGGAACAUUUUGAAGUUGAGGACGAACACAAAGACUACGAAGCCAAUCCGGAGUACAAGUUUGAAUAUGGUGUGAAAGAUCCUCACACCGGUGACCACAAGAGCCAAUGGGAGCACCGUGAUGGGGAGAUUGUCGUAGGAUCCUACUCGUUAGAUGAAGCCGAUGGUACCCACCGUGUAGUGACCUACAAUUCUGAUGACCACAACGGAUUCCAGGCACACGUGCAGCGCGUUGGAAUUGCCCAGCAUCCACACGGUGAAAGCUAUUCGAAUAUUGAUCAACAUCAUUGAAUCGGUUGUUUUAGGAAUAGUGCUACGAGAUAACACUAAGAUACUAAUACUUGCUGAACAGAGUUUGAAAACAAGUUCCUUGCUCACAAUGUGAGCCAACAAAGGUGCGUCUUUUCUUUGUGAAGAAUCCUUCGAUAUUGAUUUUGCCUAUCGAAGUUAGCUUAAAUUGUUCCUAGUUUGAUUGUGUUAUAUAUUGCCUGUAAUUGCUUAAAAAUCCCAUAUGAAUAGGAAACCCAGCAAAGUUGGGACAACUAUGCGGUUAUAGGCAGUAUAUAUGUGUGAAUUUUGCCUACCAGGCAUCAAAUGUGUUUCUGAGACAAAUGCCUCAAAGUCAAGAGAGACGAUGUUCCAGUAAUAAUAAUUUUCGUUCUAACUUCGA